AUGCCUGGACCUGUGGGCGGGUUUGGCGCAGCGGGCGAGUCUGCUCUGCCGGCGGAUGUAAGACAGAGGAAGAGAAAGGGGCGGGGAAGAGGCAGGAAGGGGAAGCUGAGACGCGGUGUGGCGCGGGAUCAUGGGGGCUUGAGCGUCUCCGUGGAGGCCGCGGAUGGCGAAGGGGGAAAGGCCCUGGAAAAUGGGUCUUCCCCGGUGGCGGCGGACGACGUGAUGGGUGAUGGAUGGAGGGAGGAAAAUGGUACUUUCUGCGCCGUGGAUGAAGUAGAAAUGAAGGUUAAUGGCGUUGGCGACGCCGGGGUGCGUGAGUUGAACGGCAUUGGCUCACCGAGGGCAGAUGGAGUCGGCCAGUUUGAGGACGACAGGGAAUUCGGCUCCAAGUGCGUUGCCUUCUUUGAAGCUGGGGGGAACGAAGCAGUCGAAUUGAAGCCCGUCUCGUCUUCCGGACCAAAGCUGGAGAGGGAAUUGAGAAAUGGUGGGGAUGUUGACGCACAUGGAAAUGGUGAUGCGUCAUCGAAGGAUGGUGAAGACGCACCUUUGGAAGCUCCAAGGAAAAGAAGGAGGCUCUCUGCGAAAGUGGCUAUUACGCCAGAUAUGCCCUUGAGAAGGAGUGCCCGUAGAGCGGCAACUGCUACGGCACUCUCUGAUCCAUACGUUGAUUUCAGCUCAAAAAACGCGAAGAGAGAGAAGCGUGCAUUGGAGAAGAAACCUUCUAUUGUGGUCGACGAUGAAAUCCUGGUCAUGCCACCUUCUUCCAAAGACCUAGAAAUAGAUGGGCUUCCAGUUCUAGACGUGUUCUCUGUUUAUUCCUGUCUGAGAUCUUUCAGUACUCUGAUCUUUCUUAGCCCCUUCAGUCUGAAAGCUUUCGUUGCAGCUCUUAAGUGCAACAUUGCUAACAGCUUGAUUGAUGCUGUGCAUUAUUCAAUUUUACAAGCCCUGAAACGGCACUUAGAAGCUCUAUCCGAAGAAGGUUCUAAGUUUGCAUCCAAUUGCUUGAGGUAGUGAAUUAAUUUGUUUCAUUGACAACAUUCUCAAAUCACAUUCCUAUUCCCAUUGUUUUUAUGCAUAUAAAACUAUGUUAGUACGUCAUUGGGGUUUUAAAUUGAUUAGUUAUCUUUAAACUUAUUUGAUAGGAAUCUCAAUUGGGAACUUCUAGACACUGUUAACUGGCCUCUUUAUGUUGCCGAGUACCUGCUCAUUCAUCGUCCAGAAAUGUGUUCGGGUGUGAAGCUUCUAAAUGGGGAAUAUUAUGAUCAAUCUGCAGCAUCUAAACUUGAGAUUCUUCGGCAUCUGUGUGAUGAUGUUAUUGAGGUGGAGGUAAUCAGGGCUGAAAUUAACAAGAGAAUGUUGAAGCUUGAGACCAAUGUGGAUACUGGUCAAAACACAAAUAUUGAUAUGAAAGGGAGGGCUGAUUUCGAAGAAAUGUCUGAUGGAAACAGUGAUUGGUGUUGUUUAUGUGGGAUGGAUGGCAGCCUGAUAUGCUGUGAUGGAUGUCCCGCUGCGUUUCACUCAAGAUGUGUAGGUAUGGCUGGAGAUCUUCUGCCUGAGGGGGAAUGGUUUUGCCCUGAAUGCAUGGUCCAAAAGUUUGAUGGAAAUAUGAAGACACUGAAGUCUUUUCAGGGAGCUGAAGUUCUGGGUACUGAUCGUCAUGGUCGUAUAUAUUUUUGCAGUUGUGGCUACCUCUUGGUGUGAGUAUAUACAUCUUUUAUAUUCUAUUCUUACUCUGGUUAUGUGUUCUGUAAUCAUUCUUUUCUUGAAUGGUAGCUUUUCUGUAAAGAACUUUACUAUUUCCCUAUGCUGUUGACACGUGUUAUUAAUUUUUCGGGUGGAUACUAGAGUGUUUUUUUUUGUGAAGCUCGCAUGUAGAAUAUGUGUUCUGGAUUGGUUACUUAUCUUACAAUCCUUCAAAUAAUCGUAUUUUUUCUACACAUACUUCUGUCCUUUUUUUCAUUUUUUAGAUUACAGUUGAGAUAGGAUUUAUUUUCAUGGAGAUAAUUCAGUACAUGUGUCAUUUUUCUAGUCCUGUGGGGACGAAACUUUAGGGCCACUCUUUUCAGUGUAUCUGCCGUUGUUUAUGUGUAAAUUUUUGGCAUGAUGUCAUGUCAUUCUGUAUAACCUAGUUUAUAUGAUAGUAGACAUUUGUUAUUGUAUCGCAACUUUCUCGAAACGAAACCUAUCUGUCAAUUCUGUACUGCAGAUUUCAUUAUCUGUUGUGUGCAGCAAAAUGGACAGUUCGUGCCUUGAUGAAUUUUUUUGGUUCAGCUCUUUAAUGCGGGCUUCUUCUCAUUGCCAUCCUCUCUUCAGUCUGGGGAAUGGCAUCUAGUCUCAAAUGUCAUUUUUUCUUUGUUUACCUUAUUUUCCUUCUUGUUGUCCUUGUCUAUGCUCCACUGGAUGUUCUCUAUCUCUCUUUUCCACCUUUUAAAUCUUUUGUCUUCCACUUUGACGACCUUUCACUAUAAGGGGGUUUGUGGCUUAGUUGAGAGCGAUUGCAUGCUUCUAGGAGUAGACAUUCUUCCAUUUUUUGGUUGUGAGAUGGAUGAGUUUGAAGGUUAUGCAAGAGUGCUUUGUACAGGAUAUCAUCUUGUUAUUCUUUGACGAGAGACCUGGCUUCAGUUCUCCAAGUUAAACUGAAAUCUCCCUAAAAGUUCUCCAUAAAUGACCUGAAUUGACAUUGCUUCUGUUAUCUUCUGUGAUCCAUUAUCUCGUCACAGCAGAUUCUUCGUUCAUUUUGAGUUAUUUCUUGUUCUCGCAACUUAUGUUGUGAAUUGUGACAUGCAGAUGGCAAACUAUUCCUCUUCAUCUUAUUGUAUUUACAUCUAUAAAUGGAAUUUUUUUUAUUUGGCAUGUAUUUAUGGAUACAUAUUUCGUAUCGAAUUUUCAUCUGCAACUUAUCUUGAUACAUCUUUACUUAUUGAUUCCAGAGAAUUCCUGACUAGGUUUGGUUUUUGUGAGUGAAUGUCCCCUCCGGUUGCAGGGAUACAUUUAUUCACCUGACUAUGAUGCUGUUGUGAAUGCUAUUCUUACGUCACCGGAAACCAUGUAAAAGUGUGGAGAAAACGAAAAAUACUUGGGGCUUUAAGGCUUAACAGGUGGUUUUAGGCGGGUCCCAUGAUAGGAUAAGGAUUCAAUUGGCUUUCAUGUACUAAUUAUUCAUUGACCUCUAGGACUGCUGAAAUUCUGAGGUAGAAAAACAGGGUAGGAAGAGGCCAUGUUGUACAAUUUAGACAUGAGAAACGAAGAUUGUGUGUUAAAGUCGGAUUGGUAUCUUAGGUUCUAAUUUGUGUUUAUGUUAGAAUAGAAAUCGAGAAUUGUGAGUAAAUGGAUAUGCGUUCAAUGUAUAUAAAUCUCAGUAAUAAAUUUUUAAUGUUUCUGGUUUGAAAAAAUGAAAAAGACAAUGAAACUUAAAACACAUCUAAGUCUGGUUUGAUCACCAAAAACCUUCUAAACCUCUCCAGCUUUGAUUACCCAAUUCAUUCGUCUGUUGGGGGGUGCAAGCUGAAUGAAAAAGUUGUGGAAAGGUGGAAAGAGCACAUUAGUGAUAUAUAACUUACUAUCCUUGAAGCGUGGGCCAGAUAAUGUGUGCGAAUCUAUAAAGUGAAUCAAAAUGCUUCCACUUCUUGUCUUUUGGUGCAUGUGACUUAUGCUUGUAUGGUGAAGCAUAGUUGAAACCGUAGCCUAUCAGCUUGAACUUUCAAAUGCCCAGAUAUUGGAAGAAUUUUAUUGGUUAUCCUUUAAGUACUUGUGUUGCCAUUGUUUCGAGUCUUUAAUUUUAUCUGUAAACUGAUUCAUAUUUGUUAAAUUGCAGGUCCGAGCCGCCUGACAGAAACCCUUCAUACCGUUACUAUAAUGGAAAUGAUGUGCAUGAUGUUAUUGAAUUAUUGAAAUUAUCUUAUACUUCUCAUGCCCGCCUCAUAAGUUCAAUCACCGAUCACUGGGGCAUUCCUGUCUUGCCCACUGGAUCUAGUCUCCAUUGCAACCCUGAAAUUAGUCGAGAGAAUGUGGAUGUUUCUCAUCAAUUAGUUUCUAAAACUAUAUCACCCUUGAAAGAUGGAAUGGUUGAAGGAGUGAACAUCAUACAUAAGGAAUGUCAUGUGGAUUCAACGUUUGGUGGUGUGAGUCAUGGCCAAACAGCCCUCAAAAGUUGCAACUUUGCUUCAGGAGCAAGAAUUGCUGAAGACUCAGCAAUGUCUCUGCCAAUCCUUGGUUGCACGGACACUCCAAUGCUGGAAAAAGCUGAGGAUACUUGCUCUAUGGCCUCUCCUGUAGGCCGUGGCAACUUCUCAUCAAAAGUUAGUGACCCAAUGCAAGAAAUUCGGGAUGAGGUUUCAAGUUUGGAUAAAAAAUUACUUUUGCAUGAAAAAUCCAAUGAGGCAAGACCGGUGCUUUUGGAAGAACUUAGUGAUUAUGUAAAUUGGUACAGUUUUGGACGUGUCACAUCUUCUGUUGGUGAGUUAAUAACUAAAUCAUCUAAUGAUAUCACAAAGAGCUACAACUUAUCUGCUGAUGAUAUAAUGUCAGCUCAGCUAAGGGCAAUAUACAAGAAAUCAAUAAAUCAAUACUGGUCUGCCGUUCAGAGGUUACCUGUGAAUGCGCAGAAGGAAGUUUGUGGGUGGUGCUUUGCUUGCAAAAAUCCUAGUGAACAAGAAUGCUUGCUUAGGGUCAUUGAAAACAAGAUGUUAGUUGGUUCAAGAAGUAGGACUCUUUAUCUUCAUUCUAAAGAUAACAGGAAGAGCCACAUCGUUUCUGCCAUUCAUCACAUCUUACAAAUCGAGGACAAUGUCCAUGGUCUUCUUUCUGGGCCUUGGCAUAAUCCAUAUCAUAAAAAGCAGUGGCGCAAGAAUGUCUUAAAAGCUGUGGAUGUUAUGUCACUUAAACACCCACUUCUUACUGUAAGUUGACUCAAUUGUUUUGUUGUAGAAAACGCAAUAUGAUGUCCAUUUUAUAUUUUCAUCUCCCUUUUUUUCCUGGUUAUGCUUACGGGAAAAUUAUUUCUGCAGCUAGAGUUACAUCUUCGUCGAGUUGCACUUUCAUCAGAAUGGAUGAAACCUGUAGACUCAACCCUUACAGUUGGAUCAGGUUCCUAUGUCUUGUCUAAUGCAGUGCAAAUUUACCCAAGAUAUGGAGGUGGUAAAAAGCAAGCCAAGAAGAAUUCUGAGUCGAAAAGUAUUCCUUAUUUAGGACUUCGUCCUCUCGCUAGUUUUGGAAGUAUAUCAGAUGCAUACUGGUGGAGGGGUGGUAGACUUUCACGUCAGGUAUUCAACUGGAAUAUGCUGCCCAAAUCGUUGGUUUCAAAGGGUGGCCGACAAGGUCUGUAAGCCCCAUUACUUGAUGUAAUGUAUUCUCAUUCUUCUUGACUUGAUAAGUUGUUUAAAAUGUCAUGAUUUUAACAAUCUUACAGCUGGAUGUAAAAAGAUUCUCGGUAUAUUAUAUCUUGAGGGAUCAGAAUUCGCAAGGAGAAGCAAAUAUGUUGCUUGGCGAGCUGCUGUGGAGAUGUCCAAAAAUGUUGCACAAUUGAUGUAUCAGGUGAGGUAGCUGUUCUUUGGUGUUUACAAUUGGAAAGCUGUAUUCUUCUGAUUCCUUGUUACGAAUGUGGGGUUUUGAACGUGCUCCAAACUUGCUUUAUGCGUACCUUUUGGCAUCAGGUUAAAGAUCUCGAUUCAAAUAUCAGGUGGACUGAUCUUUCAAAUAGUAAUCCCCUUCCUAUGUUGGGCAAGGAAUAUCGAAAGUCAUUAAAACCAUUAUGGAAGGCAACUAUCUGUCAAAAGUCUGAGGAUGAAGGACUUGUAAAAUAUUUGCUUGAUUUUGGCAAGCGAAAGAGCUUUCCAGAUGUAGUGACUAAGCAUGGUGUGCUUCAAGAAGACUCAUCAAACGAGAGCAAGAAAUACUGGUUAGAUGAAUCUUAUGUUCCUAUAAAUCUAUUGAAAACUUUUGAAGCAAGGAAGCUUGAGAAAAUGUUGAAGAGAGCAAGCCUUAAGGUGGUUUCAGACAAGAAGGGUAAAUGCAAAAUGGCGAAGCCUAGAAGGGAGAAGGGACUUUCCUACCUUCUUUCAAGAGGGGAAAACUCAGAUCAGUACCUUUGUCGUCACUGUGGGAAACUUGUCCGAGAAAGGUACAUCAUGAUUCCAACCGGUGAAUUCUUUUAAUGUUUAUUGCCUCACUUUUUGCUGCUGGACUGAACCUGAACCCAUACAAUUGAUUCUUUGGUAGUAAUAUUUUUAGUGUAUGAAACAUUAUCCCACAAGGGGAAAAAUACAGAUGUUGAUAUAUUUCUUGUGAACACUCUCUUUCUUUUGUCUUUCCCUCUUUUUCUGUCUUAUUCAUGCUUGCAUGACACAUUCAGACGGUGUUUUUUAGGGGUAUCAUAAGAAUGCUAGUCCAUGCAGAUGGAACUUAAGGUAGUACGAGAGAUGGAUUCGACAAGAUGAAUCAGGGUUUAGGUACUAAUUAUGAGAAAGUCUACCAAGUAAUCAUGUAAAAAUGAGGGGUAUGGGAGAUCAAAACAUUAUUACUACAUACUAUUGUUACUGAUGCAAAAGAAAGGGCUGAUUGCACAAUGAGAUUAAAAUCUAUAAUGCUCCAACGUUCUUUUAGAAAUGACGUGUAGGUCACAAGAUCCGCUUGACAGUUAUUACUGUGCAUUAUGAAAAGAACUAUGAUAAUUCAUGUUGAAAAACAUAGUACCUUCACAGUCUCUCCUUAGACUUUUAGCUGCUUUCUUUUUGGAAAGAGAAGCUGAUACCUUGUUUCUGUCAUAGUGACUUCAUUUAUCUAAUUCCACCACAGUGGACUGAUGAUAUAUGCAAGGCCAUCUCAAAAGUUCUCAAGAUGAUAUCGAAAAGUAAUGCCCUUGGUAGUUUUGUUCGUUUAAAAAUAGAUUUUUGACUGUUACGUUUAUCUUCAAUCUGAAAACUGUAAUGUUUUUUGAUUUUUUUUUCAGUACAUUGUAUUGAUUGUGAUUUAUACUCCUGAUUGCCCUUGAAUUUUGCGUAAGCAUAUUGAAAGGGUCAACUAGUUAAAUGAAUUUUUUUUUUCAUUAUUAUUCAUUUAACCGCACUGAGCUGUUAGAAAUCUCCACAAUGGAUGAAUGAUAAAACCUCGGUUUAACAUGAAAACUAGAAUUCUGGGAGAUGAUGUGCAUCUAUGCGGAAAAAAUGCAUCUGUGUUCUGAGAAGGAAAAUCAAGUGAAAUGGGAGAAAAGUUGUAGGCUGAACAUUGUUACGUUUUUGGUUCAUCAUUUGUGAAAGCAGUUAUCAUUGAUCAGCUGGGAAUACGCAGAUCGAUGGUCAUAUUCCAGUCGGGAUGACAAAACAAAAAUAGGAAAGGAGAUGCGACCAAGAAUGAGGAGAAAAGAGAAGAUGAUGGUGAUAAACACGAUAAAUCCUUGGGUAAGUUCUGAGUUUGAGGUCACUUUACAAAUAAGUUCAGACAGAGAUGAUGAGAACUGGAUGAAAAUAGUGAUAACAUUUAAAACUUUGCUUGGAAUAUGGUGAUGUUGUUCAUGAGUCUACGUGGAGUUUGGCCAUUUGGAGGUUGGUUGGCUCAGGAAUCUGAGGGGUUAACUGGGUCUUUUCUGCAAUCGGUAUUUUUUUUUCCAUCUUAUUUUUCUUCUUUUUUAUGUCAGUGAGAGAAGUAAAAACUAUACAAAAUCGAUAAAAGGACUAAAUUCUGCUCUAAAUCGAUCACAUGCAUUAAAAAGACCAUUCCUUUUAUAAUGUAAUAAGUGAAAAAUAUAAUGCAAUACCAUGACGCGAAGAAAUUGCUUUCAAUAAAUUUCAGUUUCUGAUGCUCCAAUUUUUUUCAACUCUGGAACACAUUUAUUUUGGUUUGGUUGAUUGUCAAAUGCACGCGUGGUUCUGAGCUGUAGUGUUCCCUGAAGAGUCCAAUGUCACCAUAUUUUUCAGGCUACUCAGUAACCCAUAUUGAGUUCAUAAAAUCUUGAUUUCAGUUUUCGGCUACAUAUUUUUUGUGCAUAUCGUAGACAUAAACCCCAGAUUCAUGAUAUUUUUUGGAUUCGGAACCAGUGGGAAUCAGGGUGCGUUGCCCAUUUCAGAAUAUGUUGAUGGCGUGCUCCUUUUCUCGUGCUCAAACUAACCUGAAUUAAAAAAUUGGGCCCAAAUACUGGGAAGUAAUUUCCAUAUGAAUUUAGGAUCAUCUGCGAUCAGGUUCUUUGAGAUGUAUAAGUGCUGACCUUUGUCUUUGGGCUUUCAACUUUAGGCUGCUGUUACUUUUGGAGGGAAAAUUUCCUGUUUGGAGAAAGUGAAUUCAUAGGUUUGAUUCUUUGAGUGGUAGUUUUUACGAUGUCAGGUAACGUAAUAUCUCUACAUAGGAGUGGUAUCCAUGAGAAUGAACUUUGUAGCCUUUUGGUUAUUGUUGAUAUCUUUAGAGUUCAACCUUUGACUAAAAUAUGCAAACCAUUUCUUUUUUAUUUGUGGGAAGGAAGAACCUUUGUAGAAUUUGUUCAACCUUGAAUAUUCCUUCUCACAGGAGAUUUCGUAGAUUUUCUUGUGAGACUUACAGUAGCAACAUUUAAGUAAGAUCGACGAGUUGUAUAGUUAAGCUGGGACUUGUACCUAGACCAUGGAAAGUGUAAUCAUAUCAGGCUGCCAGAUUAGCCUGACCCAAUUCAGUCAGGGUUGAAAUCUGAUUCAGUAUUGAAUUCUCAAACCUUUCUUGCUAGCAAUUUGAACCAUCAGACCGGGUCAGAGUAGCUUGGAAUUGGCCAAUCCAUCUUUGAUCAAUUCAUAUAAUUUGACCCAUACAAAGCAGUCUGCUUCAAAGCUAAUGGAGAUCCGGAUGAAAGGCUGUAGUUUCGUUUGUUUCCGUUGAUAAAGAGCGUACAUGGGGCAAUCUAAUUCAGGUUGGCUGAUUUCUGGCCUAUCUAUCGCCUAAGCUGGAUUGAUUUUGGAAAAAAACUUGAUAUAUGUAUUCAUGUUUGCAGGCAUUGAGUAUUAUGCUUGGGAACCUUGGAUACUUCGGUGUACUUUUAUUGACAACAUAUUUCAUGUAUAUCACAUUGUGUUUUGUGCCUUUUUGACGGUUGAUUUUCACUUCUGUGCAUGCUUGCACAACAUGGAUUGAAGACUGCCUAGAAGUUGAAGUCUUGAGCAUGAUUGUCCUAUUUCUCACAUGGUUUGUGUUAUUUAUUAAUUUUAGAUCAGUUUCAAGUCAGUAUGAAAGAGACACAGCUUCAAGUCACCAAGUUGUUCAACAAAGACUGACCUUGAACAAUGUAGCCAGAAGAGAAGCCAGAUGGUCUUUUAACUUCUUUUUUAGUGUAUUGCGUGGGGUGAUGUGCUACCCGUUUGUCAAACAAACAUUGCGGGAUUUACCUUUAAAAACUGAUCUUUCCUGAAAAUGUUUCUUCUUUGUCCAGACUUAAUAUUCUCUUGUGAACACCACCAUUCAAGUGGGUUUUUUUUUUGGCCUGUUGUAUUUUAUUUUACUUUAUGCAAGAAGACAUUAAUAAUGCGUAUACUUUUUCUACUUGACUUUUCUCCUGUUUCAGACAUGCUUAAAAUGCUUUAGAUAAUAUGCUAAUAGAUGCUUUUGUUGGCAAAUUUUGAAUUUUAUGUCGUAGGAUUUUGAAAUUUUUAAGAUUCUUUGUGGUAUCUACGGGUACACUUUUUAGCAUUUAUUUUUCUUGCUGUAUAAUGGUUUGACGCAAUUUUUUUCCUGCAAGUCUUUUUUCACCAUCGAGUAUAUUGAGUGCAUCAACUAAUAUCGUUGCAUCCAUCUUUUGAAAGCGGUUCAAACUACAGUCAUUAAUUAUGGAAAAGAAGAAAGAAUGAAUAUAUCACUGAGUAUCUCUUAAUUCUAUGUUUCUUAGAUGUUGAAAUGAAUAUAUAUUGUAUUGAAAAUGUAUUAAUGGCAGUAAAAAAAAUCCCUGAAGAAGAGAAUUUCAUCCCUAAUGUUUAACAAGAGGCCUUAUGUUUCUAUUUCUUUUUUCUUACAGGGAAGAAGCUGUCAACUGCCAGUUCUGUAAAGGUAUAAUCUUAGAAACUCUAUCAAGCUUGAUGUUUCUUCUGUGUCAAAUGAAGUGCCUUGCCUUUGAAAUUUUUUGGAGAACACUGUUACUUAUAACCGUUUUCUUGAAAUACCUGUGCCCUUUUAUUCAUUUGUUCUCUUCACUAUCCCAGGAUCUGUAAAGCUCAUUUCUUUCAAACUUUGGUUUAUUUUAUGACAGUGAUAUCUGUGUGGUUCAGUUUCUGUGGUCUUUACUUAUUAAUAGACAUAAUCUCAUUUUUAAUGUCUAUUUAUCUCACAGGUUGAAAAAUUAUUAAACUGAAAUAAGUGGCUGGUAGAUUGUUACCUUAUAAUGAGUGUAAGAAAUAAUUUUAUCUGGACUAACGUUAUGUGUAUCAUAUGUUGAAAACCUGAUUCUUUUGCUUUGGGAAUUAAGUUAGAUUUUUGUUACUUCCCCGUGCAUUUUUGCACCUGCUAAUUCGUGUUGAAAUGAAAAGACAGUUUUUCCCAUAGAGGUACUGAAAUGUUUGGUUGAAAAUUGCAACUUUGCCAUUAUUUUACUGAAGCAGCUAGAAAAGGGGAUCACCAAAUGGCAAUAUCCCUUUUUGAUAUUCAAUACUCUCUCCUCUUUUUUAGUAGCUCUUCAUUUCUUCUUUUUUUUUUCUGUGAUGAAUGAUAAUUACCAUAUUAAAGCUGAAAUGAGUUUUAUGAUUCCUUAAGGAAACGAUUGGCAAUUAUUUUGCAUGCCUAUGCAGUCAAUUUGGGUUAUUGACGACCCAAAUGAUUUGAGUUUACGACUUUCUAUUUAUAAUGAGAGCUUUAUAUUGAAAGGCUUAUUGUUGUAGAGCUACCUUGCAUUGGAAAGUUGAUAUGUCAAGUGAUGUUGUGGAUUAUGUAGAAGGAAGUUCCGAAAUGUGCAAUAGACUGACAUACUUAGUUCGGAAGUUCCGAAAUGGGGGCCUGUUGAUAUGAAAAUCAUGCAACGCUUACUUAAAAGUGAAACGUGAAGAGAAGAAUAGGGGUAAAUGGAUGGAAGAGGUUCAGCAGUUGCCACUAGGCCCAAUUACUAUGGCACCCUGUGGGAAGAAGGGGAGCCCAAUGGCACUACCAUUGUUUCAAUGUCUUCACUAAUAAUAGCAACUCCAUUAAACGAUGAAGGUCCAAAGACUUGUUGAAGCCAGCCGCUGGCUUACAACUUCAAAUACAACAUUCAAUAUCAGUGCCAUCUCCAUCUACUGAUGAGGCAAGGAAAUGUUAGCACAGCUGUCUGCUAGCCCUGGAUCCCGUUCUCUUUAGCUGUUCAUAUGUACUCUCCGGUGUCUGUGCCAUUCCUGCCUCUUUCAAGGAACGAUGUGUGAACAAAGUAUAGAAAAGCCUCUCUGCUUGAAAAGACAGAAGAAGGAAUGGUCAGGUGUACAGACCCGCCCUUGCAACCUCCUUCCUGGGGGAGGAGAGAUCAUGAGAAGCUAUUGUGGCCCAAUGCUUGUUGCCCAUGGAGUUUCCCUUGGAGGAUGUAAGGAGGCUGAAGGGAAGGGGGGACUGGUUGUCUGUUGUGGAAGCAAGAACAAAAAGGGGAACCUUCUUGUCAGGCUGGACGAAAUUGAGGAAGGACUGGCAGAAAGAACAUGAACAUGGUCACCAGGCCUAUGAGGUUUAGCAUUGACUGGGCCACAAGUGUGGGGAGAAUGAAUGGGCAGAAAAAUGCCUGUAAAUAGCUGCUGAUGAUCUGAGAAAUGUUGGUUAUGAAGUAGUGUCACAUCAGUACAGGAGAGAAGGAUUUGACUGGGAUAAGAAGGCUUUUGACCAUUUCUUCUCCAACAGUGACAUGUAUGAGGAUCAGACAUACGGGAUGAAGGAGAGGCAGAGUUAUGGGGGGAUUUUGAAGUAUUUAUGAUGUAUACUUUCUUAUAAGAGAUUAUCUGAUACUGAACACAAAGGAAAAAUGUGGCUGACCCUUAUAAGACUAGGUCACAAAUUACAGAGAGUAUUUGGGACUUCGGUUCCAUGGCCAAUGCCCAAGAACAAUGGACCGCAAUCUUUAUGGCCUGUUAAUGGGAACGUGAGUUGCUUGUUUAGGGCCAAAAAAGAGAGCCAAAAUCUCAUUCUCUAUUAGGAACCAUGAGUUGUGUGUCCAAGCCCAAUAAGAAUGGGCCAGAAAACCUUAGAUGUUAGUUUUAGUUGGAACGUAAUGGUGAUGAGGGGUCUUAGUUGGAUUCGACCCUGAAGUGUUAAAUGAGCAUCAUUCCAUCAACUUUUUUAAAUGGACUUUCAUCUCAUUUACAUGUUGGUAAUCAAGCGUGAAAUAUUAGAUGAGCGUUAUCUCAUGUAUUUCUUAGUGUGUCUCAUCCCACAACUUGUCAAAAUAGUGCGAAUCAAAUGCCAACAGGUCUCCUAAAAUGGAGGAUGAAAGUAAUGUGGGAGGUUUGUAUAUAUACACACAUAUACAUACAUGUACACAUAUACACACAUACACACAUACACACAUACACACAUACACACAUACACACAUACACACAUACACACAUAUACACCCAUAUACAUGCAUAACAAUACAUAAUAUAUAUAUGUAUGCAUAUGAUGUAGGAAAUCAAUGAAAUAGGAUCUGUCUCCAACCCUAAUUAGUUGGCUAGGUAGGUGUUGGGAAUGAAAUACUACCAAACUUAAUGAUCUCCACUUUGCUGCAUAGAUCGCUAGGCUGUGCUUUUGAUUUUUCUCCUACUGAGUACGUCAACUCCUUUUGAUGAAACUUACUUUAGCCGUUUUAAUUUUCCUACUAAAAUAGCAGUGCUCAUGUGUAGAUUUUUUAAAGUCUGAAUUACAAUGCAUAUAGAUUAAACUGGAACUUCGAGAUGUAACUUUUGAAUGAAUUGAUGAAUUUUACUUAAUCAUCUUAAUUUUCUACAUUUGCUGUUUAAAUCGAUCUUUUUUCUUAUUUUAACUCCACAUAUGCUGAUUCUUGUGUUGGAUAAAACAAUGCUAGCUUCAAGUGUUUGUAGUCUUAUUUAUUGUUGACAAGAAGAUUAAUGUGCAAGUCGUCUUACUGCACAAGUAUGCCAAUGUUCAGAGUCUCUAGCAUACCAUCCGUUCUGUGGAAGACCAUCUAGUUUGUCUCCUUUUACGGUAGAUUUCAAAUGGAAGAUGAACAGUGUGAUCAACAAACGAUUAUCUAGCCAUUUAAUUGGUAGCAUGAACUAGGUGGUUUCAUUUCUGAAGGUUUUGCUUCUGGACAAUGUUUUGCGAAGGUAUUGUUGGAGCUGCUGUGGUGAAGCAGUCAAAGUUAUUUUUGCAUACAAACGGUUGCCCAUUUUUUGGAUUGAUUUUUGGGGCUAUCUUCCAGAAAUUUUAAACUUGUUAAUUGCUUUGUAGCUUUCAUUGCACAUACUGCUUAAGUGUCUGAUAGUGUAGGUAUUGAUUUAGGAUUUCGAGAAUCACCAAUCAAUAAGCACUCUUUUUAUGAUUUCUGAAUUGAUCUUGGAUAUAAUGAAGUGGAUGGAUGCACAUACUUGUUGGAUUUUUCCUCGAUAUUUCACCUAAGAUGUGUUUUCAAACAAUUGAAAGUUUGUUUUGUUGAUGUUUUCUGUUGAAUUAACUCAACAUGUCCUUACCUCUUUGGUAUAUCGACAUUUCAGGUUUUAUCCACAGGAGGCAUUUCAGAGUGCCUAAAGGUGCCAUCACAACGACAUAUAGAUGCUAUGCAUGCAAGGACAAGAAACCGGCUGGAUACAAGCACAAGAAAUUUAUGAAUAAUACUGAAGAUGUGAAACUUCCUAAUAAAUGGGAUGACAAGAAAGUUCUUCCAAGGGGUAAGCGCAAAAAUGUUUUGGACAGGGACACGAAGAUUUUGCAUGAUAGGAUGGGCAUUAGUACUUUGGAUGGAUGCAAUAGAAGAAAAUCAUUUAAACAUAGUGGCGAGAAGAUUGUGGAUGGGUACGAAGACAGGAAACGUGGAAAUGGACGGAAGGAUAAGAAACUUACUGAUGAGUUAAAAGAGAGGAAACUUGAAUCUAGAUCCAAAAGACGAACGAGAAAGCCAGUUAAGUGUAAGAUCUUGGCAGUUCGAAAGUCAGAACGCUUAGCGAAGAAGAAAAAGCAUGCAGGGAAGAUUAAGAAGCAGAAAGUUGGGUUUAAGAAAGGUCACAAAUUGCAAACAAGAAAAGGUCGACGAGUGACAGCCAAAGUAUCGAAGGAAGGAAUUAACUGGCACAAACGUCAGAGAACAGGCAUUCGCCCUCCCUUCUGGUUGAAUGGUCUUCUGUGGACAAGGAAAGCUUUUGACGAACGUGCAAUUCAUUUUAGAGAAACAAGUGUUCUUUUACCCUCAUCAAAUUCGAAGGCUAACAUAGAGCCAGUGUGCAGCCUUUGUCAUCAAGAGUACGACUCCCAUGUGAUUUAUGUUGGUUGUGAAAGCUGUGGAGGUAUGACUUCCCCCCCUUAUCUUUUUAUAUUCUUUUUCUUAGGGCAACAGACACUUUUGUAUCGAUUCAUCUUUCAUUUUGAAGGUCAGUAGAUAAUGAUUGUUUUCUUCUAUAAUCUACAUGAAAAUAUCCUUACCUGUAUAUAUCUUCUUUUUGAAUAUUUUCUGACCAUCCUCAUCAUUGGAAAUGCAGAUUGGUUCCAUGGAGAUGCCUUUGCUCUUAAUCUUGGGAAUAUUAAUAAUAUAAGGGGAUUUAAAUGCCACAGGUGUCGCACCCAAAGCAUGCCUCUUUGCCCAUAUCUGAAUGCAGCUGUCAGUGAGGCCAAUUUGUUGAAGGAUAAAAAUUUGGGUGUUAAUCACCUUGAUGAUUGUCAGAAACUUCAGUGUGUAGUAUAUAAUAAUGAAGACUUACCGCAUGAUCAUUGUUGUUCAGAGAUAGGUCAUGGUCAGAAGUUUAUGGAUGAAGGGUGCCAGACGGAUUCUUAUGCUGGAGGAGAGUAG
Molecule: messenger RNA, 14887 nt
Organism: Spirodela intermedia
Lineage: Eukaryota; Viridiplantae; Streptophyta; Magnoliopsida; Alismatales; Araceae
Source: the annotation of a GenBank genome assembly